Molecule: messenger RNA, 1166 nt
Organism: Aspergillus steynii IBT 23096
Lineage: Eukaryota; Fungi; Ascomycota; Eurotiomycetes; Eurotiales; Aspergillaceae
Exons: 2
Coding region: 213-1109 (298 amino acids)
Source: RefSeq, a predicted model, not a curated record
AGUCCCCACCCGUCUUGUUGUUCUUCUUUCCUUGAGCUCUGUCAGUCGACAUGACCCUUUCCCGUCGCCUUCCUUCAUAGAAUCCCGCUUCUUUGGGGUCAAGAUCUUGGGUCGGCUUCUUAAAUAUCCGCACCCUAUUGAAUUUUCAGUUUGCCCCUGCGGAUAUUCAGCCAGACCUCUUAGAAAGGAUCCGCUGUUAGGUGUUGAGCACGAUGAGCUGGCCAACGCUUCUCAUGCUUUCUUUGCAAGGGCUUUUCGUGUCCCAAGGCAUGGCAGCUAAUCGCACUUGUUAUUUCCCCAACGGGGAUGAAAGUAAUGAUGUGCCUUGUACCUCAGAGAUGAAUACAUCUUGCUGUUCAGAAGACGCGAUCUGCCUGGACAAUGGAUACUGCUUCCAUCUUAACGGAUCCAAUCUGUCGAGAGACAGUUGUACGGACCCGGAUUGGGGGGACGAUUGCCCGCAGCUGUGUGAAGAGAGCUUUUAUGGCAACACAUCUGAUUAUUAUUACACUAUUGCGUUCCUCCAGAGCGGAAACAAUGGGGACCUCUACUGCUGCGGACAACCAGAAUGGGACCUCGACUUAGAACGAAAAACAUGUCCCGGGAAUAAAGAUCCAUUUACGGUGCCCAUUGGGAAAGCCAUAGUCGGGGUAGCGGCGCUUGAGGGCCUCAUGCCCACUGGCCCGGACGACUACAAUGCUGCCCAAGUCAAUGUCUCCCAGGUCUCGAUGGAAGAAGAAACAUCAACGACAACAUACGAUUCAACACCGACGUCCACCGGGAUUCAGACCUCUCGAACGACGCCCACCUAUAUCUCUGAAAAGAGUGAUAGCUCCGGGAAGGUGACUGCUGUCGGCGCGGGUGUGGGUGUCCCGCUGGGCGUGAUUGCACUGGCCUCGCUAGCGUGGGCGCUCUGGCUGUUGAGACAGAACCGAAAUCUGAGGAAGGCCUAUGCUUUGGGCCCAGACCACCCAAAAGAUCAAUUUGAUAAUCAGAUGGAACGCGGAGGUCAAUCGACCAUGAUGAAGCCUUUGGGGGAACAUACGAGCCGUGUGACUGAUCCAAAUGGGAGGUAUAGCCACCGCGUGGAGUUAAUAGAGACGAACUAAAACCCAGAUGAAUUCCCAAAUAUACCGAAGCACGACUGCCAGGUCGAACAUUGGAUG